AUCAGAAGGCGAUGGCAUUGGCAAAUAGUGAAUAACCGUGGCCACCAGGCCAGCUUCUACGUCUGGCUUUCACAUUGACGCCCCGAACGAUGGCUUAAUCCCUCGUGAGCCUCUCAAAUGAGGCCUGUAAGCUGGCGCCCCGGAGUGGUCAUUGCUUUUUAAUGCGGGGUGCAGAGGGUUAAAGUGCUUAAAAGGGACACACACCGGCUAAACUUAGAGAAAAAUCACAUUGUUGUGCUCCAAAUAUAGCAGGGGAAGGCUGACAAAAGAGGUGAGGAUCCCGUAUAAAAGCGGCCCCGCAUGUAAUUCACCGGCGACUGUCGGCAGCGCGUGGUUAUCACCUUCACGACUUCUUAAAGACUUCGGCUGACAUCAGUCGUCAAGCAACCCGAGAGAGAAGAUGAGUGACGCCGAGAUGCAAGUAUUUGGGGUGGCGGCCCCCUACUUGCGCAAAACUGAGCGGGAACGAAUCGCGGCCCAGAACGCGCCGUUUGAUGCCAAGGCGGCCGUCUUCGUGCCUGACCCCAAGCACGAGUACGCCAAGGGCAAGAUCAAGAGCCAGAACGGCAGCAGCGUCACCGUGGAGAUUGACGGCGGCAGGGUGGUGACAGUACACCCGGACGAUCUUUGGCCCAUGAACCCACCAAAGUUCGACAAGAUCGAAGACAUGGCUCGUUUGACACACCUCCACGAGCCGGCGGUGCUCUUCAAUCUCAAGGAGCGAUACGCCGCCUGGAUGAUUUAUACGUAUUCUGGUCUUUUCUGCGUGACGGUCAAUCCCUACAAGUGGUUGCCCGUCUACAACCCCGAAGUGGUAGCAGCGUAUCACGGCAGGAAGCGUCAGGAGGCCCCCCCACACAUCUUCUCCAUUUCGGACAAUGCUUACCAAUAUAUGUUGACAGAUCGAGAGAAUCAAUCCAUACUCAUCACAGGCGAAUCCGGCGCGGGCAAGACGGUCAACACCAAACGAGUAAUCCAGUACUUUGCAACAAUUGCAUCAGUGGGAGACUCCAGCAAAAAGCAGCAACUUCCUGAAAAAGUGCAGGGAACGCUAGAGGAUCAAAUCAUCCAAGCCAAUCCUCUGCUGGAAGCUUUUGGGAAUGCCAAGACUGUGAGGAAUGACAACUCUUCCCGAUUUGGGAAAUUUAUCCGCAUCCACUUUGGUACGAAGGGCAAGUUGGCAUCAGCUGAUAUCGAAACAUAUCUCUUGGAGAAAUCCCGGGUGACCUUCCAGCUGCCAUCAGAGAGGAGCUACCACAUUUUCUACCAGAUCAUCUCCAACAAGAAGCCUGAUCUCAUUAAGAUGCUGCUGAUCACGUCCAAUCCUUUCGACUAUCCCUUCAUUAGCCAAGGCGAGAUCAACGUGCUGAGCAUCAACGACGCAGAUGAGCUAAUGGCCACGGAUAGUGCCAUUGACAUCCUGGGCUUCAACGCAGAGGAGAAGCUAGGCAUUUACAAGCUGACUGGAGCUGUGAUGCAUUACGGGAACAUGAAGUUCAAGCAGAAGCAGCGCGAGGAACAAGCUGAACCUGACGGCACUGAGGUGGCUGACAAAGUUGCCUACCUCAUGGGGUUGAACUCUGCUGACCUGCUCAAGGCUCUUUGCAAUCCCAGAGUGAAGGUCGGCAAUGAGUAUGUCACCAAAGGCCAGACGCCUCAACAGGUGAACAACGCAAUGGGCGCCCUGUCCAAAGCUGUGUAUGAGAAGCUCUUCCUGUGGAUAGUCACCAGGGUCAACCAGCAGCUUGAUACCAAACUCCCUAGGCAAAGUUUUAUUGGCGUGUUGGAUAUUGCAGGAUUUGAAGUUUUUGAGAUGAACAGCCUGGAGCAGCUGUGCAUCAACUUCACCAACGAGAAGCUUCAGCAGUUCUUCAACCACCACAUGUUUGUACUGGAGCAAGAAGAGUACACCAAGGAAGGCAUCGAAUGGGACUUCAUUGACUUUGGCCUGGAUCUGGCAGCCUGCAUCGAACUCAUUGAGAAGCCCAUGGGCAUUUUCUCCAUUUUGGAGGAGGAGUGCAUGUUUCCAAAGGCCACGGACAUGUCCUUCAAGAACAAACUUUACGACCAACACCAGAGCAAGAACAGCAUCUUCCAGAAGCCCAAACCUUCCAAAGGAAAGUCCGAGGCCCAUUUCUCACUGAUCCAUUACGCCGGCACGGUGGACUACAACCUCAGUGGUUGGCUGGAGAAGAACAAGGACCCACUGAACGACACUGUGGUGCAAUUGUAUCAAAAAGCAUCCAUUAAGCUACUCUCUCAGCUCUUUGCAACAUACUCCUCAGCGGACGCUGAUGGAUGCAAGAAAAGCUCCAAGAAAAAAGCUUCAUCUUUCCAGACAGUCUCUGCACUUUUCAGGGAGAAUCUCAACAAGCUGAUGGCCAACCUCAGGUCCACACAUCCACACUUUGUCAGGUGCAUCAUCCCCAAUGAGACAAAGACUCCUGGGGCGAUGGACCAUCAUCUGGUUCUGCAUCAGCUUCGCUGUAACGGUGUACUAGAAGGAAUAAGGAUCUGUCGGAAGGGAUUUCCCAGUAGGAUUCUUUAUGGAGACUUCAGACAGAGGUACAGGAUUCUUAAUGCCAGCGCCAUCCCUGAGGGACAGUUCAUGGACAGUAAGAAGGCGUCCGAGAAACUGCUGUCUUCCAUUGACGUGGAUCACGCCCAGUACAGAUUUGGACACACAAAAGUCUUCUUCAAAGUGGGCCUUCUAGGUCUUCUUGAAGAGAUGAGGGAUGAGCGCCUGGCGGUCUUGAUGACCCGCCUCCAGGCUGUGGCCAGAGGUUACGUCACCAGGCUGAUGCUCAAGGAGAUGGCAAAGAAAAGAGACUCCAUUUUCAUCGUCCAGUACAAUAUCCGCUCAUUCAUGAACGUGAAGAACUGGCCUUGGAUGAGGCUCUUUUUCAAGAUCAAACCUCUGCUGCGGUGCGCCGAGGCCGAGAAGGAGAUGCAGAGUGCAAGAGAGGAAGUUUCACGCCUCAAGGAGGACUUGGCUAGGUCUGAGGCUCGUAGGAAAGAGCUGGAGGAGAAAACUGUGGGGCUCGUCCAGGAAAAAAAUGACCUUCACCUUCAAAUCCAAGCAGAACGGGAGAACCUGUGUGAUGCUGAGGAGAGGUGUGAAGGUCUGAUCAAAAGCAAGAUUCAUCUGGAAGCUAAAGUCAAAGAAUUCUCAGAGAGGUUGGAAGAGGAAGAGGAGGUCAAUGCAGACAUUACAGCAAGGAGCCGAAAACUGGAGGAUGAAACUUCUCUGCUCAAACGGGACAUUGAUGAUCUGGAACUGAUCAUUGCCAAAGUCGAGAGGGAGAAACAUGCAAUUGAAAAUAAGAUCAAAAACUUGAUGGAGGAGGUAACCAUGUUGGAAGAGAACCUGAUGAAGUCCUCCAAGGAGUAUAAAGCCCUGCAGGAGGUUCACGAGCAGAUACGUCAAGACCUCCAGGCUGAGGAGGAUAAAGUCAACAUUCUGAUGAAGACAAAGAUUAGGUUGGAGCAACAGGUUGACAAUCUGGAGGGCUCACUGGAGCAGGAGAAGAAAGUGAGAGCUGACAUAGAGAGAUCCAGGAGAAAGCUGGAGAGCGACCUGAAGCUGAGUCAGGAGAAUGUCAUGGACUUGGAGAAUGAGAGGCAGCAGAUGGAGGACAGACUCAAUAAAAAGGAUUUGGUAAUCACAAACCUGCAGAACAAAGUGGAGGAUGAGCAAGCCCUCGCCACUCAGCUGCAAAAGCAGAUAAAAGAGCUCCAGGCUCGCAUCGAGGAGCUGGAGGAAGAAACAGAAUCAGAACGCUCCACCAGGGCUAAAAUGGAGAAGCAGAGUUCGGAUCUCUGCAGGGAACUGGAGGAGAUCAGCGAGAGGCUGGAAGAGGCCGGAGGAGCCACCACCGCUCAGGUGGAGAUUAACAAGAAGCGUGAAACUGAGUUCCAGAGGCUUCGGCGUGACCUGGAAGAGGCCACCCUACAGCAUGAAGCUGUCACUGCGUCUCUGCGUAAGAAACAGGCGGAUACAGUCGCACAACUCGGGGAACAGAUCGACAAUCUGCAGAGAAUCAAACAUAAGCUGGAGAAGGACAAAAGUGAACUGAAGAUGGAGAUUGAGGACAUGGCAAGCCACAUGGAGAGUGUUGUGAAAAGCAAGUCCAACAUGGAGAAAACCUGCCGCAACCUUGAAGAACAAAGUCUUGAGUACAAGACCAAGGUGGAUGAAACCCAGAGAGCACUCAGUGACUAUGCCAUCACCAAUGCACGAUUGCUGACAGAGAACGGUGAACUUUCUCGGCUAUUGGAAGAGAAGGAAACUGCGCUUAAUUUGAUGAACAGAAGCAAAGCAGCCAGCAGUCAACAGAUUCAAGAGCUCAAGAGACUUUUGGAUGAAGAAAUUAAGGAAAAAAAUGCCCUGGCACACAGUUGUCAGUCUUCCCGCCACGACUGCGAGCUUCUGAGGGAACAAUAUGAGGAGGAACAAAAUGCGAAAACCGAACUGCAGCGCUACCUCUCCAAGGCCAACAGUGACGUGGCCCAUUGGAGAAGCAAAUACGAGACAGACGCCAUACAGCGCACCGAAGAACUGGAGGAAGCCAAGAAGAGACUGGUCCAGCGGCUGCAGGAAUCUGAGGAGUCGACAGAGAUGGCAAAUGCGAAAAGUGCAUCCCUGGAGAAGACCAAGCAGAGGCUGCAGAUUGAGGUGGAGGACCUGGUUGUGGAGCUGGAAAGGGCAAAUGCAGCCAACGCUACCUUGGAUCAGAAACAGAGAAGCUUUGACAAGGUCCUGUCUGACUGGAAGCAGAAGUGUGAAGAGAGUCAGUCAGAUCUGGAAGUGUCUCAGAGAGAAUCCAGAGCACUGAGCACCGAACUUUUCAAACUAAAGUAUUCGUACGAAGAGGCUUUAGAGCACCUGGAGAGCAUGAAGCGAGAUAAUAAAAACCUUCAACAGGAGAUCUCAGACAUCAGCGAGAACAUUGCACAGUCGACAAAAAUAAUGCACCAGCUGGAGAAAGUUGCAAAGCAAGCUGAGCACAAGAAGAAGGACACUCAGACAGCACUGGAAGAGGUUGAGUCCUCUCUGGAACACGAGGAGACCAAAAUGCUUCACCUUCAAAUGGAGCUGAACCAGAUCAAGUCAGAGGUUGACAGAAAAAUGGUAGAGAAAGAUGAAGAGAUGGACCAGAUGAAGAUGAACCACCAGAGAACCGUGGACACCCUGCAGAGUGCCCUGGAAGCCGAGACACGCAGCCGCAAUGACGCCUUGCGGCUGAAGAAGAAGAUGGAAGGGGACAUAAACGAGAUGGAGAUUCAGCUCAGCCACGCGAACCGACACGCUUCUGAGGCCACAAAGCAAAUGAGGAACUUGCAAACCAAGUUGAAGGACACGCAAGUCCACCUGGAUGAUGUUCUCCACAGUCAGGAGGACAUCAAGGACCGACUGGCCAUCGCAGAACGCCGUAACGGCCUGAUAACAGCCGAGAUGGAGGAGGCGAUGGCGGCUUUGGAGCAGGCGGAGAGAAGUCGUAAACUGGCUGAGCAGGAAUUGAGGGAGAUUAGCGAGAGGACUCAGUUGCUACAGUCACAGAAUGCAGUUCUCCUGAACUCAAAAAGGAAGAUGGAGAGCGAGUUGGCUCAGCUGCAAUCAGAGAUGGAGCACACAGUCCAGGAAGCAGAGAACACUGAUGAGAAGGCCAAGAAAGCCUUCGCAGAUGCUGCCAUGAUGGCUGAGGACCUGAAGAAGGAGCAGGACACCAUCGCGCACUUGGAGAGGAUGAAGAAGAACCUUGAGGUGACGGUCAAGGACCUGCAGCAGCGUCUCGAUGAGGCUGAAAGUCUUGCCAUGAAAGGCGGGAAGAAAGCACUCCAAAAGAUGGAGAACCGGGUCCACGAGUUGGAAAAGGAAUUGGAGGCUGAGCAGAAACGUGGCGGCGAGGCCCUGAAAGGAGUCCGCAAAUAUGAGCGCAAGAUUAAAGAGCUGACAUUUCGGGUCAGAAGGUCACCUAUGGUGUCGAGUGGUAGGUCCAAAAAACUUAAUAAUUGUCAUAAUUGUCCUCAUCUGUUCCAGACAGAAGAGGAGAAGAAGAACGUGGACAGACUGCAGGAUCUGGUUGACAAGCUGCAGCUGAAAGCCAAAGCAUACAAACGGCAGAGUGAGGAGGCGGAGGAACAAACCAGCGUCCAGCAGGCCAAGUUCCGAAAGGUGCAGCGCGAGCUGGAGGUGGCUGAGGAACGAGCAGACGUCGCAGAGUCGCAGUUGAAUAAACUACGAGCAAAGAGCCGCGACAUUGUCGGGAAAGUGGAGGUAAAAGAUGCCUGAUGUGCUAACUUUACCCAAAAACAGGCCGAAACCGGCGUGUAAUGCCGUGGUAAUUGACUUACUUGAGUUUUUGAAGUCACGAGACGCAUAUUGGUUGACUUUCUUUGCUUUGUUUUGGAAGCUAAAUUUUGAUUUACAAGUGAGCAUCAGGUGAGCUGCUGCAUGAGGGAGAUGGCAAGAAAUGAAACAGUGAAGGUCCUGUAAUGCCACGCAUGUGGACAAGAUGCAACAAACCCCAAUGCAGCUCUGCUUACCUUUUGACAUGCUCUUGUUACACACUAUAAAAUGGCUAUGUGCAAGCGCUUAUCAUGUAAAUGAGUAGAUUUCAUAAACGUUAGCAAAAUUAAGACAGGCUCACUCACAGAUACAUUUCCAAAAAUGGUCUGAUUACUAAAGAUUUACUUGCUUGCUUAAUUUUCACACUUUCACAAGUCCGGACACAACUGCUGCACCUUUAGAUAUUAUGUCCCCUGCAAGGCAUUCAGAUUGAAACUGUAUUCAUCUCCUCAGUACACCGGCCAUGUCAGAAAUGUUAUGUCGCGAAAUUGUCAGCAGAUUAAAAUGUUCAUUUUUGAUGUGGGCGUAGUUUGCAGUGGUUGAUGUAUUUGUUUCUGCAAUGGUACAAACAACAAAAGCAAAAGUGUUAAUCAUUCUUGUGCUCUCUACAUUGAAUAGACUCCACAAAGAUGGAGAUAUUUUGCUGCCGUUUAUCUCCAAUAAAGACUUUUACGGUGUACC
Molecule: messenger RNA, 7030 nt
Organism: Hippocampus zosterae (dwarf seahorse)
Lineage: Eukaryota; Metazoa; Chordata; Actinopteri; Syngnathiformes; Syngnathidae
Product: myosin-8-like
Exons: 38
Coding region: 401-6292 (1963 amino acids)
Cellular component (GO): myosin complex
Molecular function (GO): cytoskeletal motor activity; ATP binding; actin filament binding
Source: RefSeq, a predicted model, not a curated record